Molecule: messenger RNA, 1401 nt
Organism: Fusarium redolens
Lineage: Eukaryota; Fungi; Ascomycota; Sordariomycetes; Hypocreales; Nectriaceae
Exons: 3
Coding region: 397-1401 (334 amino acids)
Source: RefSeq, a predicted model, not a curated record
GCCUCAUGUAAUAGCCAUAUCCUCCUUUCUUCUUCUGUAAUUAUUAUCUCUCGCUGUUGAAUCCCUUUUCAUGAUUAAAUUAAUUCUCUUAAUAACGAAUUCAUCUGUAAUUGCGGUUCGUGUGCGCGGAACCGUCGUAGUCCGGUCUGCCAGCUGUCGGCACUGCCAGGAGUUUGUUAAUGAAUCAGCGUCUCUGGGCAGCCAUUUGUUUUAGUGCUCCUGUAUUUAGCGGAAAAUCUUUCUCGUUCUCAGAUUUGUUUUUCUUUUCUUCUCUCAUCGCCGACCCUUCUGCGAUGCUUCGUCCCGUGGCCUCAACCUUUUUCUCUUCGUGAUAUCUCCAAGUCGUUUGCGGUACCAGUCUUUUCGCUGCUCUGGUCGCCGACCCUUCGCCGUACCAUGUCCGUCGCUACCGCGGUCCUCGCUGCUCUUGAGGAGUACGAGUUCUCCGAAGAGGCGGGCUUCGCUCGCCACGGCGAUACUGAGGUUCCCUGCCUUCACUGUGUCCUUUCCGCUCAUCGCGAUGCUCGACUCCAAUGCGUCGUCGAUGAGUCGGAGUCCUGCUGUAUCCUUUGCAAGCGUGACCGCAAGAAAUGUUCUGCUAUCCCUCCUGAGCUCCUGGGCGUUACUCAGUUCUAUUGGAAUUCCCUGAGCAUUGAGUUCGACGCCGAGAGGUCGCUGUCCAAUCUCGAGAAAUGGAGAAUUAUGCAGUGUGUUGCCCAGGCGGCGUCCGCUCUCCGUUCCCUCGCCGACGCCUUCUUGAACCCGUGUCGUGUCACGCCUGCCAACCCUGUUGGCAUCGCUCCGCUCCUCCAAGUCCAGGAACUUGCAUCUUCUCGAGAGCUUCUUGCGUGUCUUUACCGAGCUCAGGCUGGUCCUAUCGCUGUCCCCGAGGCUGAGAUCGAGGCGAACAUUGCGCGAUGCACCCCCGCCUACGCCCGCGAGUGUAUUGAGGCUCGUGACCUCGAUGAAGUUCUGAAACGCCUACCCGACGCCUACCGUACGCCGCUCCCCGGCGAGAACGAUCGCAAGAAGUCCAAGUGUCCUCCUACCGAACUCCCCGAUGAGUUCAUUGAUGACAUGGACCGACUCGUCGCCGAAGGUAAUCCGCCGGCUCGCAACGCUGUCCGUACUCUUGGCCAGGGUCCGGUUCGCCGGGGCGCUGCCCAGGCUACUCCGCAGAAGCGCCGCCGAUGGCUCGACGAAGAGUCUGAGCGGGAAGAAACUCCUCCUCGACCUCGAUCUCGCGAGCCUAUGCCUCCUCGCCCUCAGUCUCGCGACCCUACGCCUCCCGAGGAUCCUCCUGGGGACAGGCCCAGUGGUCGCCGUCGCGGCUCUCGUGGCAGCGAAGGCUCUCUGAGUGUUCGCCGCAGCAAGCGGGUUCAGCAACUUCGUGGUGGUUAG